GAGUGUAGCAUUCGUCGCUCAUUGCAUGAAAAACGUGAUGUGGUUACGGUUCGGUGAGGGAGAAUAUUAGCCAAGCCAAUGGAACAAGAUGUGAAAAUAAAACACGAAAUAAUAAUGGCUGGCUCAAAAUUUCAAGAACAACUCUACCUUCCGCUGAAAAUAGAAUCACAUCAAUGCGUAACGCGCGCGGAUUGUACGGACGGUUUUUCUACAAUGCAAUUAAUAAUUAUUUCGACAAAUUCGAGAAAGCAAAUGGUAUAAUAAAUCUGGCGUUCCUCGAGUGCGGCCAUCAAUCUCGUGAUUUUGAGUAGUCAAUAUUCGGUUGCAGCUGAUACGCGACACAUGGGUCCCGCUGUGCGGAAAGAUUUUCAUGAAAAAUUCAUCUUGUCACAUAGCAUUGCGAAUCAGAACGCGCGAUAUGCAGCGCCACCGACCGCGAAUUUCGUUGCUGGCUAAGCAGACUGGUGGCCACAGCGAUAUGACAAACAUUGGAAAGUAGCCAUAAUACAUAUUUAUAGUAGAUACGUAGAUGCUUCGCAGUAUGAUCAGAUCAGAUGGUGGAGAUACCACCAAACGGUUCUGAUGUAUCUUUAUAUCUCUAUUAUCAUCAUCAUCUAUAGACCCAACGUUGCCAUGGACACAUAUAAUAGUUUGUUACUCUCAGAAGAUAUUAUAGGAAAAAAUUAAGAUUGUUUUCCAAGAAAGAGUUGCCUAAAAUGUUCUGGGGAUUCAGUGAAGCGUUAGAUCUUUACGAACAAUACUGCAAAGCCCAACAACCGGGAGCAGCUCCACCAACUGAAUUGAACAUCUUGCUGUUCGGUUUAGGCGACCCAAGGCAUGUGUUGAAAAGUGCCUCCCGCUCAUUUAAACAUGACACAAAGUUAAAUUUUUUUCUUCUGGAAGGAUGCGUGGAAUUACUGGCACGAAACCUGCUUCUAACAAGUGUUGCUUUUGAGAGCCGCGAACUGUUUUCAGUCAAGGGGAAGACACAUCUGUUUAUGGAUAUUUUUGGCAAUACACUGCUAAGACCAUUCUCCAAUGCUUACAUUAACGCGAAAGCAAAAGUGCUGACGCGAAUGAUAACGGAUGCAGAAUUCGCUGAAUCUGCAGCACCGAUGUUUUCUUUUGAUAAACUAAAAUACAGGGAGCGAGAUCAUUUGGAAAAUGUGUUCUACUUUUGGACAAAUAGGGAGCAGCACGUGUUCAAUGUGGCUCACUACUGGGAUGUCCGGGUUCGUAACAUGCUUGGCGCCAGGUACGAUAACAAAAUGGGUACUUUCGAUUGGGACCUGCACAUGAGAUUGCGUGAAAAUGGGGCUAAGCAAAUUUGUCCUCAAGAAUAUAAACAUUGGCGCAACACAGGAAUCGCUUUUACUUUCCCGGAGUACGAACAAAGUGACCCCAAUAAAACGUUGGCAGUGGGAUUGAGCAGAAACGGAAAUAGCUUCAUGCACCGUGGUAUCGUGGGAGACAUUAGUACGGGACCGUACAUUUCAUUCGGAAACAAAUGUCCGGAAGAAAAAUUAACCGCUUCGAAACAUGGAGUAAACGAUUUCAGAUCGACCGAUGUUACAGAACGGAAUGUUUAUGAAAUAAUUUACGAAAUUCAGGAAAAAAGAGAUUACGUUUUAGAUGUCAACGAUAUCCACCAGUAUGGUUCUUAUGUUCUAGAUUCAGGCAAAAAUUUAAACAAGGAACAAAUACGAUCCGAACCCAUCGAGGCAUGCAAGUAUGAUCAACCGCUAGUAACUGCAGACAACAUCAGAAUAAUUUUCCUACCAAUUGAUGACGUAGCAAAAAUUCAAACUAAAUCAGAACAUUUCCACAAGUAUGACAUCGUUAUGAUUGCCAAUAACUAUUUCUCUUUUCUUAAAAACGAUUUCUCCAACAUUCUAAAAAACGAAAGCCUGAUUUGCUUUGAAACGCGCCAAUUGACAACGUUCCAUAAGGACGAAAUAUCCAAGUUCAAUGUCCAAAUUAAAGACUAUGCCAAAGCGUGCUCGCUCACGCCGAUAACCAACUUUGACAUCAACGUUCCUCACUCCAUCUUUCGCUACCGGAAUAAUUCUCACAACCAAUAAAAAUAUACUUUUAAAUUCUUACA
Molecule: messenger RNA, 2104 nt
Organism: Wyeomyia smithii (pitcher-plant mosquito)
Lineage: Eukaryota; Metazoa; Arthropoda; Insecta; Diptera; Culicidae
Gene: Dnaaf3
Product: dynein axonemal assembly factor 3 homolog
Exons: 4
Coding region: 717-2081 (454 amino acids)
Biological process (GO): motile cilium assembly; axonemal dynein complex assembly
Source: RefSeq, a predicted model, not a curated record